AUGGUUUUCUGCGCUGGAACCCGGGAGGGGUUCUGGGAGGUGAUCAGUGAUGAACAUGGGAUAGACCCCAGCGGGAACUAUGUCGGAGACUCCGAUCUGCAGCUCGAAAGGAUCAGCGUCUAUUACAAUGAAGCAUCCUCUCACAAGUAUGUUCCUCGCGCUAUUCUCGUGGACCUGGAACCCGGCACCAUGGACAGUGUCCGGUCAGGUGCUUUCGGCCAUCUCUUCAGACCCGACAACUUCAUCUUCGGUCAAAGUGGCGCAGGGAACAACUGGGCGAAGGGGCACUACACAGAGGGCGCCGAGCUGGUGGACUCCGUCCUGGACGUGGUGCGGAAGGAGUGUGAGAACUGUGACUGUCUCCAGGGCUUCCAGCUCACCCAUUCUCUGGGCGGGGGCACAGGGUCUGGCAUGGGGACCCUCCUCAUUAGCAAAGUUCGCGAAGAGUACCCUGACCGGAUCAUGAACACUUUCAGCGUGGUGCCUUCCCCCAAGGUGUCAGACACAGUGGUGGAGCCCUACAACGCCACCUUGUCCAUUCACCAGCUGGUGGAGAACACGGACGAGACCUACUGCAUCGACAACGAAGCCCUCUACGACAUCUGCUUCCGGACCCUCAAGCUGGCCACGCCCACCUAUGGAGACCUCAACCACCUUGUUUCCGCCACCAUGAGCGGUGUCACCACCUCCUUGCGGUUCCCUGGGCAGCUCAACGCUGACCUCCGCAAACUGGCCGUCAACAUGGUGCCCUUCCCCCGCCUCCACUUCUUCAUGCCCGGCUUUGCCCCACUGACUGCCCGCGGGAGCCAGCAGUACCGCGCCCUGACCGUGCCGGAGCUCACCCAACAGAUGUUUGAUGCCAAGAACAUGAUGGCCGCCUGCGAUCCCCGCCACGGCCGCUACCUGACAGUAGCCACCGUCUUCAGGGGCCGCAUGUCCAUGAAGGAGGUGGACGAGCAGAUGCUGGCCAUCCAGAGCAAGAACAGCAGCUACUUUGUGGAGUGGAUCCCCAACAACGUCAAGGUGGCCGUCUGCGACAUCCCGCCCCGGGGCCUGAAGAUGUCUUCCACCUUCAUCGGCAACAGCACGGCCAUACAGGAGCUCUUCAAGCGCAUCUCAGAGCAGUUCACGGCCAUGUUCCGGCGCAAGGCCUUCCUCCACUGGUACACGGGUGAGGGGAUGGAUGAGAUGGAGUUCACGGAGGCUGAGAGCAACAUGAACGACCUGGUCUCGGAGUAUCAACAGUACCAGGAUGCGACAGCAGAAGAGGAAGGCGAGAUGUACGAGGACGAUGAGGAGGAGUCCGAGGCCCAAGGGGCCAAGUGA
Molecule: messenger RNA, 1326 nt
Organism: Euleptes europaea (tarantolino)
Lineage: Eukaryota; Metazoa; Chordata; Lepidosauria; Squamata; Sphaerodactylidae
Gene: TUBB3
Product: tubulin beta 3 class III
Exons: 4
Coding region: 1-1326 (441 amino acids)
Biological process (GO): axon guidance; mitotic cell cycle; microtubule cytoskeleton organization
Cellular component (GO): cytoplasm; microtubule
Molecular function (GO): structural constituent of cytoskeleton; GTPase activity; GTP binding
Source: RefSeq, a predicted model, not a curated record